Molecule: messenger RNA, 3378 nt
Organism: Gracilinanus agilis (Agile Gracile Mouse Opossum)
Lineage: Eukaryota; Metazoa; Chordata; Mammalia; Didelphimorphia; Didelphidae
Product: NACHT, LRR and PYD domains-containing protein 3-like
Exons: 11
Biological process (GO): regulation of inflammatory response
Cellular component (GO): cytoplasm
Molecular function (GO): protein binding
Source: RefSeq, a predicted model, not a curated record
AUGACUGAGAGUAUCCGCUGUAUACUGGUGUGAUACUUAGAAGAGUUGACCUUUGAGGAGCUCAAGAAAUUCAAGUUAUUUCUGGAGGAUUCUCCCCCUAAAGAGAAAUUUCUCAGGAUCCCUAGGGGACAGAUGAAAAAGGCUGAUAAUACUGACAUGGCUGAACUCAUGGUUCUUCAUUAUGGGGAAUGGGAGGCAUGGGAUGUGGCUCUCAUGAUAUGGGAGAAGAUGGGCCUGAGAGAGCUGUGGGAGCAAGCAAAGAGAGAGGCUCCACAAAUGGAUAAACUCAGAUGGAACAGCAGGUUCCUGAGAGGGAAGGACAAAAGAUCAGAGAGAAGAAAGUUGGGAUUUUGGAAACAUGUUGACAGACUAAUGAAAAAGUGGUCAGGCCAGGACCACAUGGACCAAUGGAAUGAAGGUUGCCAAAAAACAUAUAGAAACAGAAUUAUGGAGAAAUAUCGGGUCAUGAGAGACAGGAAUUCUUGUCCUGGGGAAUAUGAAAACUUACACCACCGAUUCACACAGCUGUUGCUUCUGCAAGAAUAUCGUUAUAGAGAGCAGAAAGAACACGAGCUCUUGGCCAGUGGAUGGGAACAUGCCGAGAUCAUGGAAAAUCAAGGACAGCUUAUAGAGGUGGCAUCUUUAUUUGAUCCUGAUAAGAAGAGAGAAGCCCAUCCACAAAUUGUUGUGCUUCAAGGGGCUGCUGGGAUUGGGAAAACAACACUGGUCAGAAAGGUGAUAUUAGACUGGGCAGAGGGAAAUCUCUACCAGGACAAGUUUGACUAUAUAUUCUAUCUCCAUUGCAGAGAAAUGAAUCAUCUAAGAGGAAAAAAAACAAGGUUUGCUGAUUUAAUUGCUAAUGAUUGGCCAUUUCUAGAGGCUUCUAUGAAAGGAAUCCUGUCCCAGCCAGAAAAACUCCUCUUUGUCAUUGAUGGCUUGGAUGAACUAAAAUUCUCAUGCGAUGAGCACAGCUAUGACCUCUGUAAAGACUGGAAUCUGCAGCAGCCAGUGCCUAUUCUCCUGAGCAGUUUAUUGAGGAAAACUAUGUUGCCUGAAUCUUCCCUGCUCAUCACUACACGACUCACUGCUCUGGGGAAAUGCGAUUUUUUAUUUGAAAAUCCACGUCAUGUAGAGAUCCUAGGGUUCUCCGAAGAGGACAGGUGGAAGUAUUUCUGUAAAUUUUUUGGAGAUGAAGAUCAAGCCCAACAAGCCUUCAGUUUGAUAGUUAACAAUGAAACUUUGUUCACCAUGUGCUUUGUCCCACUGAUGUGUUGGAUAAUCUGCACUUGUAUGAAGCAGCAGAUGAGGAGAAAAAAGGAUCUUAAGCAGGCCUCCAAAACCACAACCACCUUAUACAUGUGUUAUCUUUCUAGUCUAGCAUCCCCUGGUGCCAGAAGCUGUUCAGUUCAGCACCACAGGAGCCUCUGUCGCAUGGCUGCGGAGGGAAUUUGGGAAGGGAAAAUCCUGUUUGAUGGAGAUGACCUCAGGAGGCAUGGUUUAGAGGCCUCUGAUGUCUCUGCUUUCCUGGAUAUGCACAUUUUUCAGAAAGAUAGUGACUCUGAAAAUUGCUACAGCUUCAUUCACUUGAGUUUCCAAGAAUUUUUUGCUGCCAUGUUUUAUGCCCUUGGGGAAGAGAAGGAAAUCAGUGGCAGAGUAGCCCCUCCCAUUCCUGGAGUCAAAGACCUUCUAGCAAAGUGCAGAGACUCCGCCACUAGCUUUGUGGCUUUAACAGUGCAUUUUUUGUUUGGUUUCCUGAAUGCAGACAAUAGAAAGAGGCUAGCGGAGAUAUACAACUGUAAAAUAUCACAAGAAAUAAAGUUGGAAUUAUUGCAAUGGAUACAAGCAGUGAUUGAACAGCAACAUAAAGAUCCAUCCUUAAGGAAUGAUCUACUAGAAAUGUUUUCUCAUUUAUAUGAAACUCAAGAUGAAGAGUUUGUGACAACUGCAAUGGCUCACUUCCAGGAAAUCAGUUUAAACAUUUAUUCCAAAUUACAUUUCUUGAUUUCUGUUUUCUGCAUCAAGUGUUGCCAUAAUUUGGGGAAAAUUUGCCUCAACAUAGCUAGGUUCCAACUGAAGUCCCUUCAAUUCAAAGUUUUCCAACUUGCUGUGGUUGACUGGCAGCAUUUAUUUUCAGUGCUUUCCAAGAAUCAAAACCUAAGAACCCUGGACCUGAGUGGCACUGAACUUGCCAAUUCAGCUGUGAAUGUUCUUUGCUCGGAACUAAGUCAAUCAAGCUGUAAAUUACAGAAAUUAAGUCUGUCCAAAUGCCAGCUCACUGCCUCUUGCUGUCAGCAUCUCUCAUCCCUUCUUAAGAACAACAGAAGUCUGACAUAUCUGGACCUGAGCAUGAAUUUCCUUGGCGAUGAAGGAAUAAAUGUACUAUGUGAAGUCUUAAGAAAUCAUAACUGUAAUAUACAGGAGCUCAAGUUGUCCAGGUGCCGCUUUUCUGAUGCUUGCUGUAAGAAUCUCUCCUCUGCUCUCAAGGCCCAUGGAAAAAUGAAAAAUUUAGAUCUGAGUGAAAAUACCCUUGGAGAUAUUGGGAUGAGCCUGCUUUGUGAGGCCUUGGGAAGUUCAGACUGUAACCUCCAGGAACUGAAGUUGUCCCAGUGCCACUUUACAGGUGCCUGUUGUCAGGAUCUCUCUUCUUGCAUCAAGAAUCAAACCCUGAUACAUCUGGAUGUGAGUGGCAAUUUUCUACAAGAUAGUGGAAUGAGAUUGCUGUGUGAAGCCUUAAGACACCCUACCUGUAAUCUACAGAAAUUGUCGUUAUCCCUGUGCCAUAUCACAGAUUCCUGUUGUCAGGAUGUUUCCUUUGCUCUCAAGAACAACCGAAGCCUCAUUCAUUUGGAUUUAGGAUGUAACAACCUAUAUAACCAUGGAGUGAAGCUACUGUGUGAAGCCUUAGGCAAUCAGGAUUGUAAUCUACAGACCCUGGAGUUGUGGAACUGCCAGCUCUCUGCUGCUUGUUGUCAUGAACUCUCCUCUGUUCUCAAGAAAAACCAAAGUCUGACUCAUUUGAAUUUGGGUGCAAAUCCAUUGCGCAAUAAUGGAGUGAAAGUGCUAUGUGAAGCUCUGGGAAACCAGAAUUGUAAAUUACAAAAACUGAAGUUGUGUAAGUGCCUUCUCUCUGCAGUAGGAUGUCGGUAUCUCUCCACUGCACUCAAGAGCAAUCAAAAUCUGACACACCUAAAACUUACAGGAAAUGGCCUGGGUGAUGAUGGAGUAAAGUUUCUGUUCGAGGCCUUGAAAAACUCCGACUGUAAACUACAAAAAUUAACGUUGGAUAAGUGGAAAUUAAGUGCAGAUACUCAAAGACUCCAAGAUGAACUGAGAAAGAAAAAACCUCACUUGAUCAUUGAGAAUUCAAGUCUAUGUUGA